This is a messenger RNA of Maudiozyma saulgeensis, 2034 nucleotides long. The record is from the annotation of a GenBank genome assembly. Lineage: Eukaryota; Fungi; Ascomycota; Saccharomycetes; Saccharomycetales; Saccharomycetaceae.
AUGUCUUUUCAUUUAACAAAACAAUUCCAUCUGCUUAAACCGUUCGUUCAAACGAGAAACAUUUGGGCAUCAAAACUUCGAGACUAUCAGAAGGAUGCAAUUAACGAGUGCGUAGAUGCCAUCAAGAAUGGUAUUAUGAGAAUAGGUGUUUCUAUGGCUACAGGUGGUGGUAAAACGGUUGUUUUUAGCAGUCUGAUAGAGAAACUGAGCCAGGACAGUGGGAAGACAGAUUUUAAGACAUUAGUUUUAGUACAUCGUCGAGAAUUGGCACAUCAGGCGAGCAGAACCAUAAAGAGAAGCUUUCCAGAUAAAAUAGUUCAAUUAGAAAUGGGUAACCAACAUGUUGAUACCCGGCAAUGUGAUGUUAUAAUUGCGUCCGUACAAUCAUUGAUUCGGAGAAUGGAUAAAUAUAGAAAGGAUGAUGUGGAUUUAAUAAUUAUUGACGAAGCACAUCAUGCCGUGGCUGAAUCAUAUACAAGAAUAUUAGAACACUUUGAUGCUGCUGAUAAGAACACGAAUAUUCCAGUUGUUGGAUUCAGUGCAACCUUCGAAAGGGCAGAUAAUAAAGCAUUAUCUGAUGUUAUAGAUAAGAUUGUUUAUCAUAGAGGAAUGUUAGAUAUGAUCAAUGAUAAUUGGUUAUGUGAGGGAAAAUUUACUACCAUAAAGAUUAACACAGAUCUUUCAAAAGUGGAAAAAUCAUCCAGUACUAAGGAUUUUAAGAUAAAUAGUUUAUCUCAUGUAAUGAAUGUUCCGGAAGUGAACGAGAUGAUAUUACUUACGUAUUUACAGAAGAAAAAAGAAAACGGUCUGAAAUCUACUCUAUUAUUUGGGGUUGAUAUAGCACAUGUGACAAAUCUUCAUGAAUUAUUUACUGCACAUGGUAUAAAUUCAAGAUAUGUCACAUCGAAUACAAAAGAUGAACAGAGAGAUACCAUUAUAAAAGAGUUUAAGGAAGGAAAAAUUGAAGUAUUGAUGAAUUGUGGGAUUUUCACAGAAGGUACUGAUAUGCCAAAUAUUGAUUGUAUCUUGCUAUGUAGACCCACACGUUCAAGAUCCUUGCUUGUCCAGAUGAUUGGUCGUGGUCUUCGUUUGCAUCACUCUAAAACUUAUUGUCAUAUAAUCGAUUUUGUCGAUUCCUCAGAGGUUGGAAUUAUUUCAGUUCCCUCAUUAGUAGGAAUACCAAAGAGUCAAGGCACUUUAGAUGAAAAUACUCUAGAAGAAUUAGAAAAAAUUAAAGAAGAACAAGUUGAAGCCAAAAGACUUUCUAUGGAACAGGAAGCCCAAAGGGCCCUGGAGAAUCAAAAUAUCUUCAACGAAAAUAGUGCAAAAUUUAAGGAAUUUAUUGCAAAUACGGAUGCAAUGGAUCUUACUAUGACUACAUAUGAAUCUUUGAGUCAAUUUUUUGAACAAACAAACAAUCCUGACGUUAAGACCUUAGAAGGUAUGUCAUACUAUGGGAAAGAGCAGGAGUUACUGGGUGGAUCUAAAUAUCCCUGGGUCAAAUUUAAUAAGGAUGCAUGGGCUCUUGCAUUACAAAAGGGGCAUCAUUUGCGUGUAUAUAUGAAACGUGUUCCUGAUAAUGGUAUAACUGUGGCCAAAUAUACAUUGAAACUAUACAGGGAAAUACCUAAAUUUUUAAGGCAUGAUAAUUCAGUUAGGUACGCUGUAAAACAAAUAUUAGUAAGUAGUGAUCUCCUAGAUAUUGUGUCAAAAGUGGAAGAAAUAUUGAGUAACCUUUAUAAUGAAGCAUUUAACAUUUCAGGAUCACCGCUUACUUCUAUUUCAAAAUACUCCAAAUGGAGGAGAGAUAAGGCCUCAGAAAAACAGGUAAAUUUUGUAUCAAGAUUAUUGAAAGCUGAAUUGGCCAAACGUCAGGGUGAUUUUGAACGGAUCGAUUCGAAUGGAAUCGCCACAUAUGUUAAAGACAUGAACAAGGGGACAGCCUCUGAUAUUCUGUUUGCAACAAGUCUAGCGCCGUCGUACUCGUUAAGGAAGCUUCUGAAAGCAUUAGAUUUUAAGAUGAUAAAGGGAUAA